Messenger RNA from Gallus gallus (chicken), 8084 nucleotides. RefSeq lists its product as uncharacterized. The record is from RefSeq and is a predicted model, not a curated record. The coding region runs from base 3143 to 4045 and encodes 300 amino acids. The transcript has a single exon. Lineage: Eukaryota; Metazoa; Chordata; Aves; Galliformes; Phasianidae.
ACCAGUUUAUUACAAAUCUUAAUAAGGGAGAUGGGGAAAGGGAGGACGGACGCUAUUACGGAUUGGGGUGAUGGGGAAGGGAAGGUGAGAGAUAGAAAAGAUAGAAAGAAGCAAGAAUUGUGUAAAGCGGGGAUAGUCACCACCAGGAUCCGGCAGUAGUCCCAUUGCAUGGCGUUCCAACAGCCCGGGGCAAAAGCACAGGGGAAGAGCAGCAGCAGCGUGGCAGGCGUUGGGCAGUGAGAAGGUGCAGUACCAAGUAGGUCCAGGAGGAAGUCCGGGAGGAAGCAGCAGUUCUCCGGUAGCCCUGGAGAGUCCGUCAGCAUACAGACCUUUCGUAGUGAGGGAUCUGAUAGCAGACACCUUCUCAGGGGGGAGAACAGCAGCAGAGAGGCAGCAAGCAGGGAGAGCACAGAGCAAGUCCAGGAGGGAGAGGCAGGUCGUGAGGCUUCCCAUGUCAGAAACCUUGUUCUUCAGCAUGCAGGUCUCAGGUCGUGAGGAAUCUGUUGUCAGAAACCCUCUCUUCAUGAGGAGCCUGUAGUCAGGAAACCCUUUCUUCAUGAGGGAUCUAUAGUCAGAAACCCUAAACCUCAUGGUUGUUCGUCUGUCUUCUAUCCUCCUUCUUCUUCCCUGCCUAGGUGACAUUCCUGGGCGCUUGGGUAAGAGUCAUGGGAGCACCCCCUCAGAUGGCUGUCACCCUUGAGAUAAGUCCAGGCAAAAGACUGUUUCCUGGCCAUUUAGCUGCCACUUAUCUCUCUCUCAUUGCCCCUGGCCUUGUCCAUCUGUUGUCCCUUCAGACAAAGGAUUUCCCAGUCCUUGGUCAGGACUUGCUUGGACUUGUUCAUCUGUGUCCCUCAGCAAGCUUUGAGACGAUGCAAAAGAAUAAUCUCUUACACCGAUUCAGGGAGACACAAGAAGCAGCACAGAGACGCAGGUUCAUUAAGCUGCUAAGAAAGUUCCCAGAAAGUUCACUUGCUGAAGAUCUCACUUUCCUUAUGAAUAAAUCAUUUGCUGUUAAAACAACAGUUGGGCAGGAAGGGGGACUAUUCAUUAAGGAACAUCGAGUCAAUAGGCGGCUGAUGAGAACCUGUUUCCACUGUGUACAAGUGGGAGAGUGGGGGAUGGAAACAUUGUGUUUUCCCAUUAGGCGGUGAAUGAUAAAAAAUUAAAGAAUAAUUCUCAAGAAAUUAGUCAUGGCCAGCCAUUAAUGAGCAUCUCGGCAACACACUAAUGAGCUGGCUUCAGAUGCCUGUAAGAAAAGGACUUUAAUUAGAUUAAUACAUGUAGCAUUGUCCGUAGCCCAGUAGGUAAUCAUCAGGUUUUGCACCAGUGGGAUUACAGAUGACAUUCUAUUUAAUUGCUGUUUCCUUUUCAUUUUCUUCUUCCUUUCCCUUUUAAAGAUUCUUUCCUCCAAAGAAUUUUGUUUCUGUUCUGGAACAUAACCUAAAUGUUAUCCCUGGAAUUCUGCAUCUGAAAGUGCUGCCAGGCUGGGCUUAUCUGAGUCAAUUGACCUUUAAAAUUUAUUUUGCUGCUGUCAAAAAGAAUGUGAGUCUGUUCACAGGAGAUUCCCAAGAUGAUUAGAAGCAGACACUCCUGAAAAGUGGACUUGUUGCAUAUUCUGCAAUCAAAGGAUGAUACAAAGUCUAUUUUUGGGGGGGGAAAAAUGCCUUCAUUUAAGAAUUAUUUUCAUGGGAGAAGUAGAGCCCAGAAAAGUUUGGUGUGAAUGGGACAGUUCAAGUUCCAGCAGGUAAAGACCUUGAAACCCAUGAUGUUGAUGCACACGGGCUUCAGAAAAUGCCCAAAUUCUUGCUGCUAGCACAGCAUGGAUGGUGGGAUGACUUUUCCAUGAUGGUUUAAUUGGCCCUGUAUGCUGUCAGGUGCAAGGAGCUGUCAGAGCCUGGCUUCAGCAGGAGACAGGCAGGCAGGCAGGGUUGGUGCAGUUGUACUUGGCUUUAUCUCAGGGUUUCCAGCCAUAGGUCAUCCCUUUAUCACACUCACUAGGAUUUAAGACCUUGACAAAUAGAUUUUUAAGCUUUCUAUAGGCAUGAAUAAUAUGUAGGACAGAUGGUUACGAGCCACAGCUAUAAACUGUGUGCUGACCUGAUAGACUUUGUAACUAUUGUACCUUUAACAACUGAUUAAAUACUUAUUAAAACAGCCACUGAUUAUUUAUUGCUCCUUUAUGAGGGAUUUGCCAGAUGCACUGAAAUCUAAAUCACGACCAGGUUUUCAAAGGAUUGGCAGGAUUUCUCCAGUUCAAAAUGACUCGUUUUAAUUAAAAAUUAUAAAGCAAGCUCUUUGCAUAGCAAGACAGAGAGCUGGAGGAGCAGCUGAUUCUGUACACACUGCUGUGCACUCAGCAUCCACCUGUCUGCAGGAGCACCGUGCAUCCAUCUGCAGUGAGCCCCAGCUCUGGGGAGUUAGCACUUCAAAGCGAAGAGGUGAGGGAAACCAACUCAGUGAAGUAAGCACUGACCAUUUUGGAGAGCACCCCCAGUUUCUGGUCCAUUUGGGGUCAAAUUGAGACUGCAAACAUCCCCACGCUGCCCGUUCCCCAAAAGGCAUCCCUGCUCCUGCAGAACCAAUGCAACACCUGCAACAUAUUUAUUUACUCCCUUCUUCUAAUAACUUCCUGGUCCCCUAACAAUCACAUUUGGCAAAAUCAGAGCCAUUUUCUCCAGAAAACCCAAGGACUGGUUCCUUUCCACUUUAUUCUACUUACUGAACCGCACAGCAGUGGAGAGGGUAUUUCUGCUCUCCGGGAAAAAGGCUGAGACUCCCCAGGUUGCUGUGAAGGAGGUGAUGGGAACUCAAAAGCUAUUAAAAAGAUUGCAGAGUUUGUGUUGGUUAUUAAAGCAGUGCUUCAGAGCUUGGCUCGAGUGCCUGGGGACUCACCAGCAAAUUACUGCCAGCUCCCAAGGAGGAGUGAUUGGCACCAGAGGUGGCGGGGAGUUCAGUUGUAGAUGCAUCUGCCUUUCUGUGCUAUUGAUGAGGCAGGGCAAGGCAAGCAGGGUCUUGUAAUGCACUGUGUUUAUUUAAGGCUACUUCUAUGGAUAAAGGAGGGGCUGCUCCAUUCAGAAAUCACUCUGAGCCAAAUGCCAUGCUGCAGCAGAAUCAGAUUUUGACCUGAGUGAGCGCAUAGCAGAUGCAGAAAGAAGUGAGCCUUUGUAGCUGGGGCUUACUCCAGCAAGCAAGCAGGAGGUCUUGGGGCCACACAGCCUCCAGCCCCAGAGGACACUGUGGAGCAGUCUGCCACAUGGGCACCCCAAAGCGCCAUAAUGUUCUUGGGCCCAUGGCAAGCAGCAGCUUUUGUCCCCUGAGGUCUCUGCAGGACCGGCACGUUGGUCGUCUGUCUCUGAGUGCAGAGCCACCAAGCUGGGGAAAGUUGGGCAGAAAUUGGGACAGGAUGAAAAACAAUGUUUCUCAUUUUGUGAACAAGUGUGAUAAGAGGAAAAUAACAACCCAGCUGUGUGUGGCCAUCACACAAAUAAAGAGCUUUCUGCAAAGAGAGAGUGGCGGGGCCGAGUGGUUUUUCUUUACAUUCUUCUGUGACAGUUCAUCACUAAGACGGAGGCCUCUGGGGUUUUUAGACACCUGGCUCUCAAUUAAACAGCUAAUCUGUGAAGCAAGGCACUUAAAGCAGGAAGGAAAAAUAGCUUAUCAAGUAAACCAGCUCUGGCCUUGGGCUGCUACCGGAUUGAAUAUCAAUAUCUUUAAGGGAUCCCUGAACAUGCGUGACAGCAGGGACCGUGACAUCGUUUCCAGCCACGCUGCCCUGAGUAGGGAGGAGAAGUGGGGAAUGGAUGCUGCCAGGGGCAGCUUGCACAGAGCAUCCAGACUGUGGCCUGCACGGAUGCCCAAUGUGGUCCUCAUCGUGUUGAGCCCCAGCAUGGCACUGGGCUCCUGGGGCUUCAUAAGGUUUUUAUUUUAUUUUAUUCUGUCCUGUUCUACUGUAUUUUAUACGGUUAUUGUUAGCAGUUCAUUGGUUUUGUGGUACAGAAAGGUGCAUCAGUGUUAUUUCACACAAUUGCAUGAACACAGCAGCUGAAGCUUUAAGCAAAACAGCAAAUAUCAGUGAAUUCCCAACAGAAUUGCAAGAUUUAGCAGGAUUGGCAGCUUUCCUCAGAAACUGGAAGUAAGCUUUGUGCCUCAGUUUCCCUUCCAGAAAGCAGAAAUAAUUAUACUCGUGUCUUUUGUGUUCUUUGAGGUCUACAGCCAAAGGACUCCUUAUCCAUUUGUCCAUGUCCAAUUGAUAAGAAUCAUUACUAGUUGCAUUUUUUCUUUCUUACUCUCUUUUGUGACUCAAGCCUGCCUUGUUGCAGUACUCGCUUGGGGGAAAAAGGUAAAAUAAUAGCUGUGAGAAUGCAUCCUCUAGACAGCUGUAGUUAUUAGAAUAUCAAUGUACCACCACUGGUACCUCUCUCUGCUGUAUGUAUUUAUAUACAUAUACAUAAUCAGAGAAUCGCCAAGAUGCUCUGCCAAGGGCUCCCACUGGUUUUUAUGUGAUGUUAUCAAAGGGAUGGUAGCUCAAAGAGAUCCUGUGCUGUGCUGACCCCAAGGGAGAGCUGUGAUGUUUCACAUGGAAGGUGGGAUGGAGCCAGUGCUGAAUUUCACCUGAGUAUGGUGCAGAGUGCUCUGCUGAUGUGUGGUUAGGAUAGGUGGUAUUAGUAUGUGGUAAUGAGCAUUUGGUGAGCAAGUGGUGAUUAAAGUUUGGUUGUUACAAUAAGGGUAGCAAGAAGUGAUGUAAAAUGAGUAUUGUGUGCAAGAAGACACCAGGAUUAAUUGAAUGGAAAGGGGGUUGUUUUCUCCAGGAAAGCCAGCAGUGUGUAAGGACAGCAGAAAAGUGCUUGACACCAGCCUGUCAGAUGGAGGAUGUUGCUGGUGGUGCUGAGAUCUCAGCCUGGGACAAGUGCUCACAGGUCCAGUGGUUGAGGCCAUGGCUUCCAUUUCUGUCACAACAGGGACAGUGGCAGCAGUCAGUGGGCAGAUGGCACCUAGGACUUCUGGUCCUCAGUGGCUUCUUCCCAAGUCUUGCCCAGUGAUGUGGCCAUCAGCUAGCCUGGCCUGGAAUUUGUCACCCAGAGUCACCAUCCCAUCACUGACCAGCCAUGGGCACAGCUCCUUCUGCAGCAGAAACCAUAAGGGAAGCACCUGCAGGUCCCAUAUCUGGAGUACGAAGCUGGACAAGAGAGAUGUGAGGUGGGAGAUGGAACCUGGGGGCAGGCAGCAUCCCACAUGACACCUACCUCUCAGAUGGUACCUUGGGGAUGCCAUGGGAGAUGUCCUGCUCCCCACCAGCACCUUCUGGGAAAUGAUUACCAUUGGGCAGGGUGAGGAAGGAGCUCGAGGAAUUCAGGCUGAAGGCUUCAGGUCCUAGGCUUCAGGUUGGGAGCAGAAAUCCUACCUGCACCUCAGAGAGGUCCAUGCAGAUCACGGAGCUGGUAGCUUUGUGCAGGGUGAACUCCUGCCAGGGCUUCAGGGGUCUCUUCUCAAGUCAGUUUUUGUCUCACCUUCAUUAAGGUGUUGUCAGAGGGGUGUCAUUCCUUGUCACUUGUCCAACCUAAUGAUGAAUGAAGGUGAAGUAGGGGGUGGGGGGAGGUGGAGGGAUUACUGCUGGUAAUUUAUUUAUCCUCAAAGUGAAGAUUCAUCUGGUACCUGAGCGCCCACCUGGGAAGCAUCCUCAUCCAGCUCUUCUACUGUUAAAGAAAACACACAAAGUGGACCAGAUCCCUUGGCAGCAGCAGAGCUGGGUCAUGAUGCACCUGCUGAGAGCAGGCAGACCUUUAAAUGUGAGGGAAAAGCCCUUGGUUUACCCGAAUCCUCCAGCCAGACCUUUGUGUUCUGCACAUAGCAUGGAAACAGCUUAACCCACACCCCUCCCACACAGGCUUAAGGAGCUCAGCACACUGAUGUAAUUGGUGUUUACAGCUGCAAACAGCUGGUCAGAAAUCAGAGCAGUGUAAAUAAUACUCUCCUGGGCAUGCUACAGUUUGGGAAGUGUUUGGGCUAACAGCAGCUUUAGGGGUUUCUCUAAGCUGAGGCAUGGGGCAGCAGUGUAAAAUUGAUCAGAGUGUGACAAGAAGUGGGUGUUGAGCAACAGGGUUAUAUUUUAAUUUGUUCAGCGUGAAAGCUGGGAGAUAGAUAGAAACAUCCAUUCGAGGCAGCACAGCCCAGAUGAGGGCAGCUUUGGGGACGCUGCCGCAGGGAAAUCUCACAAAGACAGAGACCUGGAUUUGGACAGUGGGUCCUAAAAGCACCAUAAGUUUCUGAGGGUUUCUCAAGCAGGUGCCCCAGGUGCUGUGCCAGCAUGUUGGAUUAUGCACCCAUAAUGGUGUUCACGUGGGCUGAGAACUCAGGGGUGAGUGCUGGGUGAGACACUGCGGCACCAUGAGGCCCACUCAGGCCUAACUCCACCGCUACACACAGAUAGGCUUCAAGCCAUGAAGGAGCUGAGUGCCCUGACCUUCAUGCCCUGAAAAUUAAAAAGGCUGAGGGCUGGCAGUCAUGACUUAUCCAUAUAGAGCUCAUUGAUUGCAAUCAGUGUUAAACAUCUCCUGUUUGCAUGGGUCAAGCUGCAGGCCCCUGCUGCAGGGCCAGGCCGCGCUCCUUGGCUGUUGCAAACCCUGGAAAUAGACAGCUCAUGGUGACAAACCCUGAGAUGUUGAUGCUUGUCUCUGUGCACAGAAAUACAUUCAGCCUCAUCCCCUGCCAUAUGCUGGCUGCUCCCCAGUUCAGGCUGCCCAGGGCCCUUCCACAGCCUCAGCACCUGCAGGGAUGGGGCACCCACAGCCUUGGGCAGCAGUGCCAGCACCUCACCACCCCUGGAUAAAAAGAAGGGGAAAGGGGACUUUGGUUCUUUGAAAGUCUUGGUACAAGCCCUAAAAGCAUGUCAGGAAGUGGUUCUGUCUGUCAGUGAAGACAGAUGUUUUUCAAGCUGGGCUGUGGGUAGGCAGAGUCCUCAGGACUUGGGGAUCAUUGAGAGCUGCCCCAUGCAGCCAGGGAGCUGCCACCCAUGCUGGAACAGGCUGCCUGGACAGCGAUGGAAAGUUGAAGCCCCAAAGCUGGCAAGACUUCAUCCCUAGCAGCGCUCAGGCAGAUGUUGGAGUACCUGGCAAGGGCCAGGGGGCUCUGAUGUAGCCAUGGAGAAGACCUGGGGAAGAGCAGCACCACCGUGUGCAUUGUAAAACACCUCCCGCAGCUCUGCACUGACUGCUCCUGGGUAAAUAUCACACUCUAUGUGUGAAGCACGCAGUAAUGAGCCCCAAACAGCCCCUCUUUUUUUUUCUGGAAAAUGAAAGUCAAACCAAUAUCUUUGGACAGCUGCAGUUUUUGUUGCAUGAACAAGAGCAAGCUGCCUGAUAGGCAGCAAGACUAGAUUUAAUUUAAUACAAUUCCCAGCCCUGAUCCUUCCUAGGGACUGCCCAUGAGAUAGAUACCCCAGGUAAGAACCCGGGAGGAUCAUGCCUUGCAGCUGUGGUGGCGGGCUGCAGUGCCUGUUUAUGAUUCCCAAGCAAACAGUGACAUCUCCUGUUAGCUCAGAAUGCAGCUCAAAGCCUAUGCUAGAGAGCAGCUAUCAGCUAGGAGCACAGUAUUUCCUUCACCACUUAAAUUUCUGGAAGCAAUUGCUUGCUUCCAGAAAAAUGAAGCCUUCUUCUAUCUGCAGAUGCAGAUCUGCAGGGUCCAGGUUGUCCUUGUGCAUGGGGAGAGCCAGCCUGUUCCAGGGGGACUUGUGGGGAAGCCCCAGGAGGUGGGCAUGAGCAAAAGUGCUGAAUGCAAACUGCUCUAAAAAGAGCAGUCCUUGAACUCUAAGUACAGACAGGUAAAAACUUUAUUUUAAUUGCAUUAAAGCUUUUAUUUGGAUGUAAAAUCUGUUUAAAUACUAUUUUAUGCCUAGGAAGCAGCCAGCAUACACUCAGAGUCAGCCUUGAUAAAUGCAUUUCUGCUGAGCUUUUCGCUGGCUGCAGCAGUCCCUACCCAGCACAGAGGGGUCUCCAGAGGCCAGCUGUAGUUGGGGAGCUGGUCCCCUUGCUCCAGCCUUGCUGGGACCCUUUUCCCCCUCCCCUUUUUGUAAGACUUGGGUAAUUCCC